This is a messenger RNA of Anguilla anguilla (European eel), 1505 nucleotides long. RefSeq names its product enoyl CoA hydratase domain containing 2 (gene echdc2). Gene Ontology annotation, cellular component: mitochondrion. The coding region runs from base 133 to 1110 and encodes 325 amino acids. The transcript has 10 exons. The record is from RefSeq and is a predicted model, not a curated record. Gene Ontology annotation, biological process: fatty acid beta-oxidation. Lineage: Eukaryota; Metazoa; Chordata; Actinopteri; Anguilliformes; Anguillidae. Gene Ontology annotation, molecular function: enoyl-CoA hydratase activity.
UUUGAGGGCGGUACGUCCUUUCCCGAAAACUCCGCUUGACACGCUUCUACGUGUUUAGGUACUUCCUUGUUCUGCAAAAGGCAAUCUAUUUUCUUUCAUUCUCUGGGUCAGUCGUUCACAAGAAAAUUCAUAAUGACUUUUCUAAGGAGGCUUGCGGUCUGGCAGUGUUUGCGAGUGCGGAGACAUAUUUGUGUUCAGACCACAGAGUUUUCCGCAGCCGGUACAGUUCUGAGUCCGAAGGCCGAAAGACAACCGUGGACCCCAUUCUACACUCACAGCCGCAGGCUGCACUCCGAGCUGUCUUCUGAAGCGGCAGAAGUGGAGCUAAAUAAACUGGAAGGUGGUGACACAGGAAUAGCAGAAGUGGUGAUGUGCCGCCAGCACGCACGCAACUCCCUAGGCAAGGUGUUUGUGCGUCAGAUGCGGGAGCUGGUGUCCAGUCUUCACCAUGACUCUACGGUGCGGGUGGCGGUGUUCCGCAGCACGGUGCCCGGGGUCUUCUGUGCAGGUGCUGAUUUGAAGGAACGUGCCCAGAUGGCCAAUGCCGAAGCAGAACUUUUUGUGCACGGACUACGUUCACUCAUGACUGAAAUUGCGUUGUUGCCCAUGCCCACCAUCGCUGCAGUAGACGGCUUUGCUCUGGGAGGGGGCCUGGAGCUGGCCCUGGCCUGUGACCUUCGCACGGCGGCUUUCAGUGCGCAGAUGGGUCUGAUUGAGACAACACGGGGCCUGCUGCCAGGGGCAGGGGGCACUCAGCGGCUCCCACGGGCAGUAGGCUUUGCUGUAGCCAAAGAGCUGGUCUUCACCGGGCAGCGGCUGGGCGGCGAGAGGGCCUUGCAGCUGGGCCUGGUCAAUCGGGCGGUGGGGCAGAACUCUGAUGGCGAUGCUGCUUACCGGGAAGCCUUGGGCCUGGCUAGAGAGAUUCUACCCCAGGGACCUAUUGCAGUGCGGAUGGCUAAGGAGGCCAUGAACAGAGGCAUUGAGGUGGACAUUGCUUCUGGAAUGGCCAUUGAGAGGAUGUGUUAUGCCAGGGUGAUCCCCACUCGAGACAGGCAGGAGGGCAUGGCGGCUUUCAUUCAGAAGAGACCACCACAAUACAUAGGGGAGUGACCGGGAUGUUUGCUAACCCAACACAGUGGGGUAGACGUGCACCGUACAUCUGCUCACAGAAAUGAUUCCCCAUUUGCUUUCACACAUUGUGGAAAUGAAUGUUGCUUAUCUUGGGAUUGAUUUUUUUUCCCUCCCUGAAUUACUGUUAAAUGGUCAGAACAUCUGCAUGAUGUAAUGGAAUAAUGAAAUAAAGAUUUACCUUAUGUUUCUUUACGUCUUUCAGUAGCGUUGGACUCAUUGUGAAGUGGAUUACAAAGUCCAUUUCAUCAGAAUCGUUUGUUAUAAGAUGCUGGUAAAUACACAUGACCAAAUCCUGAAUCUCUUGAAUAAACUGUAUUGCAAGGACAAAUUAAGGUGUGUAAUGGGUGGAAAUAAAAGCUAUCUCUGAAGUUGAA